GGCAGAGACGAAGAGUUGCCUCAUUUGGCGUUUACUGACAAAAGUGUUUCAUUGAAAUUAAGUGUAAUCGGACUCAAGACAGACAAAGUGUUAAAUCAAAGCCAAUUCAAUGACGCCAAUCGUCCGCGACUUAUGGCCAAUAUUUUGGUCGUUAAUGACAUGAAAGACAAGUCCAAUAAGAAGAUUGGUUUCGAUACAAUCACAUCCAUUGACGACGAAUACACGCCCGGAGCCUACUUCAGCGAUCCGGCGAAGCAAACAAGUCAUUGCUUUAGUUUAAUGUUUGGCGCUUCCGAUGACACCAAAUACUACGACGACAAGAAACACAACGCCUUCUCAUUAGUGGUGGGAUUGGGUUCCGCACCGGAAGACAGUCUGUCAUUUCUGGUCCAAAUGAUUAUUGUGGUGGGCUUUGGUCUGCCAUUGCUGGUGAUGGUGGCCAGUGCUGGGUAUCUCAUCUACAGGAGGAUUAGGAGACGAAAUGCCAACGACUUGUUAUUAAGUCAAAGCGAUUCCAGAUAA
Molecule: messenger RNA, 522 nt
Organism: Medioppia subpectinata
Lineage: Eukaryota; Metazoa; Arthropoda; Arachnida; Sarcoptiformes; Oppiidae
Source: the annotation of a GenBank genome assembly